Carassius gibelio (silver crucian carp) is the source of this 2617-nucleotide messenger RNA. It is a transcript of the gene marchf5, whose product is annotated as membrane-associated ring finger (C3HC4) 5. The record is from RefSeq and is a predicted model, not a curated record. Gene Ontology annotation, molecular function: zinc ion binding. Bases 107 to 952 code for a protein of 281 amino acids. The transcript is spliced from 6 exons. Lineage: Eukaryota; Metazoa; Chordata; Actinopteri; Cypriniformes; Cyprinidae.
AUUUCAGCCGUUGUUUACUGACAGUAAGACGCCCAUAUGCGUGUUUAGCACGGCGUUAAGAUUCCCCGCGGCCUGUCAUUAAUUAAGUGUGUGGACUCAUGUGAAUAUGGCAGAAGAGGGAGCGGCUGUGAUGCAGCAGAUUGUGGACAGGAGUUGUUGGGUGUGUUUUGCCACAGAUGAGGAUGACCGUACGGCGGAGUGGGUGCGUCCAUGCCGCUGCCGUGGUUCGACUAAAUGGGUUCAUCAGUCGUGUCUUCAGCGCUGGGUUGAUGAGAAACAGAGGGGCAACAGCAUCGCACGUGUCACCUGCCCACAAUGCAAUGCUGAAUACCUUAUCGUGUUCCCUAAACUCGGGCCGGUGGUGUAUGUGCUGGAUCUGGCCGACCGGUUGAUCUCGAAGGCCUGUCCGUUUGCUGCGGCCGGUAUCAUGGUGGGCUCUAUUUACUGGACGGCCGUCACAUACGGCGCGGUGACUGUCAUGCAGGUUGUGGGUCAUAAGGAAGGUCUGGAUGUGAUGGAACGAGCCGACCCUCUCUUCUUGUUGAUUGGUCUGCCAACCAUCCCAGUUAUGCUAAUUCUAGGGAAGAUGAUUCGCUGGGAGGAUUAUGUGCUCCGCCUCUGGAGGAAAUACUCCAAUAAACUUCAGAUCCUCAACAGUAUUUUCCCAGGUAUCGGCUGCCCAGUGCCGAGGAUCCCGGCGGAGGCCAGUCCGCUGGCCGAUCAUGUGUCUGCCACACGCAUCCUGUGCGGCGCCCUCGUGUUCCCCACCAUCGCCACCAUCGUAGGUAAACUGAUGUUCAGCAGCGUCAACUCAAAUCUUCAGAGGACCAUUCUGGGUGGCAUUGCCUUUGUGGCUAUUAAAGGGGCAUUUAAGGUUUAUUUCAAGCAGCAGCAGUAUCUCCGACAAGCUCAUCGCAAGAUCCUCAAUUUCCCUGAGACGGAGGAGGCCUGAGCUCAUCAUCAAACCUCUGCUCGAUUCCAUCCACGAGACUUUUCACUGACGCUGGAUUCAGUGAAUGUGACUUCUGCUUUUGGAGUUUGAACAGUGAUUCAGUUAUGUUUCAGUUGUGUGUUACUCAUUUUAUGGGCUUUGACAUUUUAAGAAAGAAAAUAAAUAUUGAAAGGUUUUAUAUUAAGUGGUUGUUUUUUAUUGAAUUAGAAAUGUUCAGGUGAAUCAUCAAUGUUAAAUACUAAAGGCCAAUGUAAACAUCUCUUAUAAAAUCAUCUUUUUUGUUGUUCUUCUCGAAGGAAUUUCACAAAGAAAUAUCCCCAUAUUUUACACCUAAGUCAAAAAAAAAACAAUUGUUUUGCAUAUUAAAAAGGCAAGUCCGGUCACAAUUAUUUUUGUUUCAAUUUAGAACAUAUUAUAUAUACUAUUAAAAUUAUACUUAACUAAUUUUCAAUUAGAGAUAUUUGUUUUGUUUUAGCAUUUAAUCAUGGAAAUUAUUUCUCAAAUCUAAAAAGUCACAUUUAUUUUUUUUUAAAUGUCAAUUUUGUGAUUGAAAUAAGAUGAUAUCUGUGAAAUUGACCAUCUUGUCUGCCUUCACAUCAUUGAAGCGAUCAGAUGAUCAGGUUUAAUUUCCUUCUUUGUGCUGAGUUUCAGGGAGUCCCUUUUAUAGUCCGUCUGUUAAUGACCCUGUACAAAGAGAGAAUCCAGUGUUUGGUCUGUAAUCGAUCACAUUAUUAAAACAUUAUGGUAUUCGAUGACUCAUAACUGCUGUUAAUAAACCUGUUCCAUUUAUUCCCAGAGAUAAGUAGUCUUGUGUAGAACAGUGAACUUUAAGAGUAUUAGUGGCCUUUUUAUUACACCAGGACAAUAUAUGUCUUAAAGGUUACAUGGUUCGGAUGGACAGGUUUAUUUGGUGAACAUGCCAUUUUUCUUUUUUUCUGAAUCAUUGUGUCUGAUGACUUCGAAUUAAUGUAGUGCUUCUUUUUUCAUCUCUGUGAAGUUGCAUGGAUGAAGUUGGGAGGGAAAAAAAGUAUAUAAAUUCAAUGCAUACUACUACUGUUUUGUAAUGGUAGUACUCUGCAGCGGGAUGCAGGUGUUUUAUUUUAAAGAGGUUGUGCAAUUAAUUAAACUUCACACGUAAUUAGCUUUUGGAGCACUAUUUGUCCAUAGAGCUCAAGUACAUUAUUACAGAUUCUUGCUGUAAAUGCUUUAUGGUGACGUAGUGAGACUUGGGUCUCUGCAGAGCAAACGUGGGCGUUGUUAUGACUUUGUGGGUGUUUUGAAACUGCUGGGUGUUUCUAAAUCAUGCAAUCAAAAUGAUCCCCCUUACCUAACCCCACCCCUAAACCUACCGUCACUAUGACGUCAGCCAAUCAGGUAUCAUGGUCUAAAAACACCCUUAUCUGGUUACUCCCAUUACUUUCCUGCAGAGACCUAUACUCGGACAUAGUUGCUAAGAAAUAGUUUAUGUACACUGAGUGUAGAAGUAUUAGACAAGUUUUUCUGUUGACUUUCUUUUCAUCAUCUGUAUAGUAUGAGUGGGGUAUGUUAGUCUCCUGUUGUACAGAUGAAGCAUAAUGCCAAAUAUAGAACAUGUUGUACAGAUAUGGCUUCUGAAUUUAUCGUUUCUCAGUUGAUUUAUGUAAAUAAAUGUAUUUUUCCAAUGCC